Amblyraja radiata (thorny skate) is the source of this 1413-nucleotide messenger RNA. RefSeq names its product RPA interacting protein (gene rpain). NCBI's taxonomy places the organism in Eukaryota, Metazoa, Chordata, Chondrichthyes, Rajiformes, Rajidae. The coding region runs from base 54 to 734 and encodes 226 amino acids. The record is from RefSeq and is a predicted model, not a curated record. Gene Ontology annotation, biological process: protein import into nucleus. The transcript has 7 exons. Gene Ontology annotation, cellular component: nucleus; PML body.
ACCAAAGAUCCGCUAUAAGAUCUUUGGUGGAGACCGUCGCUAGCGGCGGGAGGAUGGAGUUGCCGCCCGGGCACAGAGCUCUGUACAAAGGCGGCGCCGCUGCCCCGUGGAAGGAGACUUACAGGAAGAGAUGUGUCACGAGACUGAAGAACAGCCGAGCAAGGCUGUUAGAUAGGUAUAGGCAUGUGGGAGAUGAUCCAGGCUGUAACCUCAGAGAGUCCUUUCUUGUGCAAGAAGUGAUGGAAGAAGAAUGGAUGGCGUUGAAAGCAUUGGAUACACGUUUACCAUCAUUGUGGAAGAAGGGGAGUUUGGCAGAGGUGCUGAAUACACUGGAAAAUAUAAGUGAAUUAGCAGAGCUUGAGGAAAUUGAACAGGAACUCAUCAGUGAAGAACAAGCCAUCAUAGAGGAGUAUGAGGCCAGUUUGCAAUUUGAUGAUGCAUGCUUGAAUGCCAUUAUUGAAGGAUUUGACGAUCCUAAUAGACUUGUAUGCCCUGUUUGUAACAGGAACUAUCUGAGUGUUAGCAGUGACUUUAUAACUUGCUCGUGUGGAAUGUGCAUUAAUACACAGGGGAUGACAGUACAGCAUUUUCGAGCCCUUCUUGAACACAAUGUCACUGAACAUAGCAGUCUAUGUGUAUGUUGUCCAAUCUUCUCUGUAGUAAAUGGUGCAGAAGCAGACACCAUGCUUUUAAUGAGCUGUCAGGCCUGCGAUUACCUGUCCGUGAUCCUCUAGGUAUCUAUAAUUCAUCUGAGAUCCUAUCACAAAAGUAAUGAACGCCUCUUCUGGGAAAUUGAAAUCUAUUCAUUGAGAAGACUGUGCUUUGCCACACCGCACUUUAGUAUUUGUUUUGCAUUCUACAUUUAAUUUAAUAAAUAUUUCUUUUUAUUAUAUAUUUGCUCCAGAUGUCUUUUUUUUUUUAAUGCACUGUUGAUGGUCCAAUAAAAUAAGAAAUACUAAGACCUUAGCUUGCAUUUCCAAGUUUGUAGGAUGCAAUUAUAUAAUUUUUUUUAAAUGUACUGAUGAUAGGGCAGAAGCAAUACUUCAGAAACAAAACUGGGAUGAGAUAAGAGUUUAUGAUCUAAUGCUGAAGAUUAAUCAUGUUGUUAAAUUCCAACAUUUGUUGCCUUGAAACGUUGCCUAUUUCCUUCGCUCCAUAGAUGCUGCCUCACCCGCUGAGUUUCUCCAGCAUUUUUGUCUACUUUGAAUAUAUUAAAACAUUUUCCCUAAGGACAAACCAAAAAGUUCUGGGGCAAUUCAGGCAGCAUCUCUGGAGAACAUGGAUCUGUGGCAUUGUGGGUCAGGAUCCUUCUUCAGGCACGUUGAUUUGUGCACCUUUUUAAUGAAUGCAGCAGUUUUCUGAUUAUUCGGUCACUAACAUCUGUAUUCCUGAUAUAAAUAAAACAAAUUGCUG